AUGACUACGAAUUCUUCAUUACGUUCAAAUACUUUCAAAAAAGAUUCUACGGUACUAAGUUUGAUCAGUGAUCAUUAUCAUUCAAUGUUCUUAAAUACAAAUGAUGAACUUGAAUUAGCACAUUUUGGUUUAAGAGUUGGUUCAACACUUGGUACUGGCACAUAUGCAAAAGUUAAAUCAGCUUAUAGUGAACAAUUAUCUCAUAAAGUUGCUAUUAAAAUAAUCAAUCGACGUAAAGCUCCAGCUGAUUUUCAACGUCAUUUUUUACCGCGUGAAUUAUCAAUAUUACAACAAAUAAAUCAUUCGCAUAUUAUUCAAGUUUAUGAUAUAUUUUCAUAUGGCAAUAAAUUGUGCAUUGUCAUGGAAUUAGCUAAAACUGAUUUACUUGAUUAUGUUAAAUUGAUUGGAAGAUUAGAUGAAGAUAAAGCAAGAAAAAUGUUUACACAACUAAUAUCAUCUGUAGAUUAUUUACAUCAAAUAAAUAUAGUUCAUCGUGAUUUGAAAUGUGAAAAUGUUUUAUUAGACAAAAGUUUUGAUGUUAAAUUGUCUGAUUUCGGUUUUGCACGAGUCAUACAAACUAACGAAUUAUCUCAUACAUAUUGUGGCUCAGCUGCUUAUGCUUCUUGUGAAAUUCUUCAAGGUAUACCCUACAAUGCUAUUCCAGCUGAUAUAUGGUCAUGUGGAGUCAUUUUAUAUAUAAUGGUCUAUGGUUCGAUGCCUUUUGAUGAUUCAAACAUACGAAAACUUGUACGAUGUCAACUAGAGAAAAAAAUUCAUUUUAGUCGUUAUAAACCUUUAUCUAUGGAAUGUAAACAAUUAAUUUCAUCUUUACUCGAACCUGAUAUUAAAAUUCGUGCUACCAUUGUUCAUAUUAAAAAUAAUGAUUGGAUUAAAGGACAUAUUAUGUCAACUAUUAAUGAGGAUUCAUCAAAAACUAUUUCUCUAUCAGCAGUAGCAAGAACGACAGCAACUACACAAAAACUAUUAAGUCCAAUAGUAAAUAAUUUACAAGAAUCGACUAUUAAAACGAUGAAAAAAACAAUACCUGAUAAUUAUUAA
This is a messenger RNA of Rotaria socialis, 1059 nucleotides long. The record is from the annotation of a GenBank genome assembly. NCBI's taxonomy places the organism in Eukaryota, Metazoa, Rotifera, Eurotatoria, Philodinida, Philodinidae.